CAAAGAAGUAAACGGAGGUUUGAAACCGGAAGUUUCAACCCUGUGACUUCCAAGUGGAUUUCGUUAGCUUCCCUCUUCCAAAACACACGAUGGCUUUUUGAUUGACAUAAGUUAACAGUUACGUAAGGUCGAUAAAAGGAUACUGCGAACAUGACAAAUGUUUACUCCUUCGAUGGCAUCCUGGUGUUUGGGCUGCUCUUCAUCUGCACGUGUGCAUACUUCAAAAAGGUUCCUCGCCUCAACAGCUGGUUGCUGUCAGAGAAGAAAGGAGUGUGGGGAGUCUUCUACAAAGCUGCAGUCAUUGGGACACGGCUCCAUAUUUCUGUGGCCAUCUCCUGUGUGGUCAUGGCUUUCUAUUUGAUCUUCCUCAAAUGAUGGAACCAGAUUGGAUUGGGGAGCUUUAGAAUGGCGCAAGCGACUGCUGGACUCAUUGUGCUCAUGGAGGGUAAUCCUUAUGGGACAACCAGUGGACAAAACUGACCCCUGACGUCGCUUCGCCUCAUGGACUUGCUAUGAAAGACGAGUCUGGGGCACCCCCUUGUGGUGACCGGGUACAUAGCAGUAUCUCAAAACAGAUGAGGUCAUCUGGAAUACACCCCAUAGUUUUAUUACACAGAAGUGGGUGGGCCCUGUGGUGUCACUCAGUUUUCAACUCAAGCUGUUUGUCGUCUUUAUUCACAUAAUUAUUUAUACUGGAGCUAUGACAAUGUGUCAUUAUAUGGUAAGCCUGUACAACAUGAAUUUAGUUGACUAAUACAUGUUUCCUUUUGUUCUAACUGAAAAGGAUGAGUACAUCUGCAUUGCUUCAUGGGUUGAUCAAGAAAUAAUAUAUGAUGUAUUUUGACAAUAUUGUACCUUUCACUUUCCUGCAGAUUUGGGGGAUUUGAAACAAGUUUUUACACUAAACCCAGCCCAUCCAAUUGGAAACUGCAUGAUUUUGUUUGUCUGCAAUGACUUCAAAAUGUAUCCAGAUUGGACAACCACAUUUUAAAUCUGCCUCAAAAUAUGUCCACAAUGCAAAAUAAAGACUGGUUAUCUGGCCAUUUCAUGCUAUCAUUGAAAGAAUUGAUUGGGGAGGGGAUGCAAUGAAAUUUUGAUGAAAAUGAGAUAGCUUCACAACUUGUAUGUUGUUUUUAUUAAAAGAAAAGUCAAAACA
Molecule: messenger RNA, 1156 nt
Organism: Syngnathoides biaculeatus (alligator pipefish)
Lineage: Eukaryota; Metazoa; Chordata; Actinopteri; Syngnathiformes; Syngnathidae
Gene: tmem167b
Product: transmembrane protein 167B
Exons: 3
Coding region: 151-375 (74 amino acids)
Source: RefSeq, a predicted model, not a curated record